AGCAGCCUCCCUCCUUUGCGCAGGCGUGGAGCACGGAAGAGAAAGGGGGGGGGAGAAACGACAAAAGGUUGGUGCGGCUACGAGAGAGGAAAAGCGGCAGGUCAUAAAGAUCUGGGGAAUUGAUGCCAGCCAUCUCGUCUUGGCUCCCCCACCAUGGCUGCUGCCCCUCAACUCAACUCGGACGCCCUCCGCGAAGUCUUGGAGUGCCCCAUAUGCAUGGAGUGCUUCACCGAAGACCACCUGCGACCCAAGCUGCUCCACUGCGGCCACACCAUCUGCAAACAGUGCUCGGAGAAACUCCUGGCCAGCAGCAUCAACGGCAUCCGUUGUCCCUUCUGUAGCAAAGUCACCCGGAUCGCCAGCCUGGCUCAGCUGACCGACAACCUGACCGUCUUGAAGAUCAUCGACACGGCGGGGCUGAGCGAGACCGUCGGUGUUCUCAUGUGCAAAGCGUGUGGGCGGAGGCUGCCCAAGCACUUCUGCCGGACCUGCAGCCUGGUGCUGUGCGAGCCUUGCAAAGAGUCGGAACGCCUCCACCAGCAUCACCCCGUGGUGGCCAUCAAAGAAGCCGCUGACGAGAAGAGGAGGGACUUUGGGGCCAGGCUGGGACGCCUCCGCGAGCUGAUGGGGGAUCUUCAGAAGAGGAAGGGGUCCCUGGAAGGGGUUUCGAAGGACCUCCAAGGCAGGUACAAAGCCGUCCUCCAAGAGUACAGCAAAGAAGAGCGCAAGGUCCAAGAAGAGUUGGCCAGGUCGCGGAAGUUCUUCACCGGCUCCCUCUCCGAGGUGGAGAAGGUGAACAGCCAGAUCAUGGAGGAGCAAGCUUACCUCCUCAACAUUGCCGAGGUCCAGAUUGUCUCGCGCUGCGAUUACUUCCUUGCCAAAAUCAAACAGGGAGACAUCGCCCUUCUUGAGGACGAAGGAGAAGAGGAGGAACCAGAGCUGAUGAGCAGCCUUCCCAAAGAGCUGACUCUACAAGAGGUGGAACUCCUCAAGGUUGGCCAUAUUGGACCUCUCCAGAUAGGGCAAGUGGUCAAGAAACCCCGGAGCAUCAACGUCGAGGAGACCUUGAUGGAGACAACAGUGGAAGCAUCGGGGUCCUUCAGAGAAGCAGAUCUCCCUGCAGAAGAGGUCAACCCAUUGUCCCAUUGCUCUUCGCCAGCGAAGCCAAGGAUGUCCGAGGCAACCUCCAGCAUCCAACAGUGCCACUUUCUCAAGAAAAUGGGCUCAAAGGGUAACACACCAGGCACGUUCAACCUGCCGGUCAGCCUUCACGUCACCCCGCAAGGAGAGGUCCUCGUGGCGGACCGUGGCAACUUCCGCAUCCAAGUCUUUACCCGUAAGGGUUUUUUGAAGGAAAUUCGCCGGAGCCCCAGCGGGAUCGACAGUUUUGUUCUCAGCUUCCUCGGGGCUGACUUGCCCAACCUGACUCCCUUGUCGGUCACCAUGAACUGCCACGGGCUGAUCGGGGUGACCGACAGCUACGACAACUCGAUGAAAGUGUACACCAUGGACGGGCACUGCGUGGCGUGCCACCGAAGCCAGCUGAGCAAGCCAUGGGGCAUCACCGCCUUGCCCUCGGGGCAGUUUGUGGUGACCGAUGUUGAAGGAGGCAAGCUGUGGUGCUUCACGGUGGACCGGGGAGUCGGGGUGGUGAAGUACACCUGUCUCUGCAGCGCCGUGCGUCCUAAGUUUGUCACUUGCGACACCGAAGGGACCAUCUACUUCACCCAGGGGCUGGGCCUGAAUCUGGAGAACCGCCAACACGAACAUCACCUGGAAGGUGGGUUUUCCAUCGGCUCCGUCGGUCCGGACGGACAGCUGGGCCGACAAAUCAGUCACUUUUUUUCCGAGAAUGAAGAUUUCCGCUGUAUCGCCGGCAUGUGUGUGGACUCGCGGGGGGAUUUGAUUGUGGCCGACAGCAGCCGCAAAGAAAUCUUACAUUUCCCCAAAGGGGGCGGCUACAAUAUCCUCAUCCGGGAAGGUCUGACCUGCCCCGUUGGCAUAGCUGUCACCCCCAAAGGUCAGCUGUUGGUCCUGGACUGUUGGGAUCAUUGCAUUAAGAUUUAUAGUUACCACUUGAGAAGGUAUUCGACACCUUAAGAAGGGAAAAACACAUACAUACAUAUCUUUGUUCUCCACCCCUUCUCCCAUAUCAAUUCUUCCAAGGUCUGUUGACCGACAAUGGUGCCAACAGUUUG
This is a messenger RNA of Thamnophis elegans (Western terrestrial garter snake), 2198 nucleotides long. RefSeq names its product tripartite motif containing 32 (gene TRIM32). NCBI's taxonomy places the organism in Eukaryota, Metazoa, Chordata, Lepidosauria, Squamata, Natricidae. Bases 154 to 2100 code for a protein of 648 amino acids. The transcript has 2 exons. Gene Ontology annotation, molecular function: protein binding; zinc ion binding. The record is from RefSeq and is a predicted model, not a curated record.